Molecule: messenger RNA, 264 nt
Organism: Aspergillus costaricaensis CBS 115574
Lineage: Eukaryota; Fungi; Ascomycota; Eurotiomycetes; Eurotiales; Aspergillaceae
Exons: 1
Source: RefSeq, a predicted model, not a curated record
CUAAAAAAAAAUAAUCUAUUAGAAAUAGUUUCUUUUUAUAAAAUAAUUUUAAAAGAAUUUAAAACUACCCAUGAUUAUAUUAUUAAAAAUCUGAAAAAAGAAUUUAUUAUAUUUAAUAUAAUUUUAUUUACUUCUCUUAUUUUAAUAGUAAAAAAAUCUGGAAAAAGAUUAUAUCUGUAUAUUAAUUAUCAGAAAUUUAAUAUUUUAAUUUAUAAGAAUCUUUAUUUUAUUUUUUUAAUUAAUAAAAUAAUAAACUGUCUCUAA